CGAUCACUGCAAAAAGCCCCUGCCUGGGCUUUCACUGAAAGAAGAAGGCAGUCUUGAUCACAGUCAUUUGUGUGCCUUCAAUCUGGGUCGCUAAGGAAUCGGAAAACCCGGCUGUAGUUGGGGGAGGCAGCAGGCAGGCAGGCAGGCACAGUAGUUCAGCCUCCUAGCUCCUAACUGUGGACUUCACGCUGGAGAGAGUCAAAAGGAGUGGAAGGAAGACUUCUUGGAGUUUAUCAUAGGGGAAUCCUGAGGUCAUUCAUGAUGAAGUGUGCAGUACAAGAGUGGCUCAGAAUAACUUCACUGCUAUUCAUUGCUAAUGCCAUCCCAGCAAUGGUUGUUCCCAAUGCCACAGUUUUGGAGAAACUUUUGGAAAAGUACAUGGACGAGGAUGGUGAGUGGUGGAUCGCCAAGCAAAGAGGGAAAAGGGCGAUCACAGACAAUGAUAUGCAGAGUAUCUUGGACCUUCAUAAUAAGUUAAGAAGUCAGGUGUAUCCACCAGCUUCUAAUAUGGAAUAUAUGACAUGGGAUGUAGAACUGGAGAGAUCUGCAGAAUCCUGGGCUGAAACUUGCCUGUGGGAACAUGGACCUGCAAGCCUUCUUCCAUCAAUUGGACAGAAUUUGGGGGCACAUUGGGGAAGAUACAGGCCUCCAACAUUCCACGUCCAAGCAUGGUAUGAUGAAGUGAGAGACUUUACCUAUCCUUAUCAGCAUGAAUGUAACCCAUAUUGCCCCUUUCGAUGUUCUGGUCCAGUUUGCACACAUUAUACUCAGGUUGUUUGGGCUACAAGUAGCAGAAUAGGUUGUGCUAUUAAUUUGUGCCACAAUAUGAACAUCUGGGGACAGAUAUGGCCUAAAGCAAUUUAUUUAGUGUGCAAUUAUUCUCCAAAGGGUAACUGGUGGGGCCAUGCACCUUACAAACAUGGUCGACCCUGUUCUGCAUGUCCACCCAGUUUUGGAGGGAGCUGUAGAGAAAAUCUUUGCUACAAAGAAGGCUCAGAAAGGCAUUUCUCUCCUCAUGAACCAGAAGAAACAAAUGAAAUUGAACGACAGCAGUCACAAGUGUAUGAUCCCCAGAUUCAAACAAGAGCUGAUGACAGUAACAGAAAUGAAGUUAUAAGUACACAGCAAAUGUCUCAAAUUGUUGCUUGUGAGGUGAGAUUAAGAGACCAGUGCAAAGGAACAACAUGCAAUAGAUAUGAAUGCCCUGCUGGCUGCUUGGAUAGCAAAGCCAAAGUUAUCGGAAGUGUACAUUAUGAAAUGCAAUCAAGCAUCUGUAGAGCUGCAAUACAUUAUGGAAUAAUAGACAAUGAUGGUGGUUGGGUAGAUAUCACUAGACAAGGAAGAAAACAUUACUUCAUCAAAUCCUAUAGAAAUGGUGUCCAGUCAAUCGGCAAAUAUCAAUCUGCCAAUUCCUUCACAGUCUCUAAAGUGACAGUUCAAGCCAUCACUUGUGAAACAACUGUGGAACAGUUAUGCCCAUUUCACAAGCCUGCUUCCCACUGCCCAAGGGUAUACUGUCCUCGCAAUUGCAUGCAAGCAAACCCACACUAUGCUCGUGUAAUUGGAACUCGAAUUUAUUCAGAUGUGUCUAGCAUUUGCAGAGCAGCUGUUCAUGCUGGUGUAGUUCGUAAUCAGGGUGGUUAUGUUGAUGUCAUGCCAGUAGACAAGAGAAAAGUUUACACUGCCUCCUUUCAGAAUGGCAUCUUCUCGGAAAGUUUGCAGAAUCCUCCAGGGAAAGGCAUUCAGAGUAUUUGCUGUUGUUUGAACAGGACAAAUGAAAUGCAAAAUGUUAAAAACAGCACUCGGAAGGGGAUGGUGAAGAUGAAUCAGAAUGCUAUGCUCUACUACUAAAUUGUAUAAAGCUGUAACAUUGUUGUAUAGAAGAUAUCAACUCUUUGUAGCCCCUAAAAGUGUCAGUGCAUGUAAAUCUGGAUAAAUUCUGUAAAAUAA
Molecule: messenger RNA, 1950 nt
Organism: Trichosurus vulpecula (common brushtail)
Lineage: Eukaryota; Metazoa; Chordata; Mammalia; Diprotodontia; Phalangeridae
Gene: CRISPLD1
Product: cysteine rich secretory protein LCCL domain containing 1
Cellular component (GO): extracellular region
Source: RefSeq, a predicted model, not a curated record